CUACCCCACCUGUUCCACUAGUCAAACCCCGCUCCACCCAUCUUCUUCCCUGCCCACGACCCCCACAACCCCACGAAUCCACGAUCCACCGCCCAGCCUCCAUCCCGCGCAGCGCCCCGCCAGCCUCCUCAUGCGCCGCGCUGAUGGGAUGGGCGGAGCCCCCGCCCUCCUCCACCUUCCUCCAAGGAGCCCCGCCCCACUACUUCACCACCGGCGCCACCUUCAUCACACCGGCCGCGCGGCGUCCUCCCCGACGCCGUCCUGCACCCACCGCGCCGCUCGGCCACCACCUACUAGAGUGCCGCCCACAACCACCUCUGCCCCACUGACACCGAUUCCUGCCCUGGCGCCGCUCGCCGCCCACAGCUUCCGGACACCGUGUUCCAGAGCUGCCAGCGCCGGGUGUGGACUCCCGCCGAUGGAUCCGAGCCGCCACGCCCUCGCCGCCCGAGCGCUGCCCCACCCCCAUCCGCCGCAUCUCCACCCUCCCCCCACCUUCUCCCCAUCUCCAAAUCGAGUAGCACCUCCACCUCCGGCAUCCCCUCCUCCUUCCGCCACCACCGCCACAUCACCGGCGCCCCGCUCCCGCACUGAGGCGGCGCAGGUGCCUCCACGGCGCGCCGCCCCGACCCACACUGCUGGAUCCGGUGACCCCGCCACGGACCCAUGGAUCCCGUGCCAGCAGGCCGGCCUUCUACUCCAGAUCCCGGCCAGCCCGCGGUCCUCUCCGGCGACCUCCACUCUGCACUCCACCUCGAAGGAGCGGGAGCCUGUGGCCCACGCUCGACCAGUGUUCCCCCGUCGACGACCCUGUGGCACCCCGGCGGCCAAGUGUUCACCUGCGCUCGCCGUGGAUGCCCCUCGGCCCCUGGUGCAUCUCUUCCCUCAUCUCUCAGGCCGUGUCCUGCAUUUCGAUUCGGUGUGCGUCGCUGUCCUCUGGCGGGCGCGCGUGCAGUGCACUUAGCGGCGAUGCUCUUGUUCUAGGAGCAUUGCUACACGUACGACAGAAUAUCUACGAUUUCUUUACGAAGUAGUAUGGCCACCAUUGAUCAAUGCUGGCUCAAGGUGAGUUCACGGUGGAUUACACUAUCGUACCAAAUCGGACCAGCUUUCAUCGUACGUGAGGCACUUCCGUUGUUCUAGUUCGCUCUUUUCACUUCUGAAAUAAAAUAUUGAGGUGCUCCUCGCCAAGCCCCAUCGCGCUUCGUGAAACAAAAAAUUGUGCGGCUCGGCGACCAUGGCAGUGCAGCUCGGAGGCACUCAUGAUGUGGUUCAGUGCUCGCGGGCUUGCACAAUUGGGCGUUUUUUGCGUGCGGAUGGAAAUUCAUCAUCACAGAGUGCAGCUGCAAUUUGGGCGAGCGUGCGUGUGAUCAUGGUGUGAAGAGGCGCGGCAAGUAGUUCACUUCCUUUUCUCUCUUUUCAAAAACAAAGUGUUGAGGCUCGUCUUGUGUGCAGGUCACUAUGCUCAUAUUGGCAUGUGUGUGAUAAUCAUCCCUCCGUGUAUCUGCAGUUCACUAUAUUCUCCAGCUAGCUCAACUACUACUCGUCAGCGUUGGCUGCCUCCUGUCGGCCAAAUGAAGGAGGAGCGGUUUACAGUCCACGCGUCGCCGGCGUGCAGUUCGUGUGUGCGUGGUCUAGCCCAACCACGGCAUGAUCCUCUCCAUUCUCACAGGCAUCGACUUGGCCAAUGACGGCGUGCAGUGCGGCCAACGACGACUUGCAAUACGGCCAAUGAUGGCGUGCAGUGUCGCCACCAGCAGCACCCCAGGCGUGGGGGCCGCGCCGGGACUCGCCGCGCCUUGCUCCUCCAGUCUGCUGGAGACGGGAAAGGAGCAGCUCCUCCGCCAACAUUCGCGGCCUCCAACCUCCUCUACCUUCGAACUGGCUGACCCCCCUUCUCCACCUGCUUCGUCUGCUUGCCGGUCAGCCGCCGGCGACGUAGCUCUGCCAUGGAUCCACGGUGGGGUAGCACGGCCAUGCAGUCCGGCAUGCACGUGUGUGCAGUACGGUUGUGGCGGCGAGGCAGCUAGUGUACGCCCACGGCACGGCGAUGGGGGUCGGGGCCAGAGAACCACCACAUCUCCCUUUGCAUGUCCCUCCCCUCGAGCCUCUUACUUUGCUACCAGCAAAACAUGCGUGAGAGAUCAAGUUGUAACCUCGUAGUGUGGCGGCAGGCGAGAUUCUAGUCGGCAUGGAGUACAGCUGGUGCCCACUUGAAGUUUUGGUGGAGGAAUAACAAAAUUGCAGGGUUACAUUGUAAUUUCACUUAUCAUUUGGAGGGUGAUCCUGCUAAAUUCCCACGGACCUAAUUGUAAAAAUAUCUUGAUUUCCGUAUAGUUCACCCCACUGGCCCGUGCAGUUCUUUGGUC
Messenger RNA from Triticum aestivum (bread wheat), 2369 nucleotides. RefSeq lists its product as uncharacterized. The record is from RefSeq and is a predicted model, not a curated record. The coding region runs from base 1651 to 2163 and encodes 170 amino acids. NCBI's taxonomy places the organism in Eukaryota, Viridiplantae, Streptophyta, Magnoliopsida, Poales, Poaceae. The transcript is spliced from 3 exons.